This is a messenger RNA of Liolophura sinensis, 3650 nucleotides long. Its product is annotated as EF-hand domain-containing family member B-like. Lineage: Eukaryota; Metazoa; Mollusca; Polyplacophora; Chitonida; Chitonidae. The record is from RefSeq and is a predicted model, not a curated record. Gene Ontology annotation, molecular function: calcium ion binding.
GUGUUUGGAAGACUUUAGCUCUGUGGAAUUUUCUAAAACAAACGGUUUGAAAGACAGACAUAACCAACAUCUUCACGCAUGUCCGAUCAACUCAAUAUCCGUUGCUAAGCAGUGUUACCGCGAUCUGUAAACAAAUCGCACAUGGACUUCGAGUUCUGUAAAAUUUAGAUCCAAAAGUCUCAGGCAGUUGGGGUGGUUGCUACUGGUUAUUUUUGUGAGACGUGAACUACCCGACGUGUACGUACGGGACAAAAUUUUUAUUCAUGAAAGAGUUGUAAUCGAGAACUGUCAUACAAGAAAUUUUAAUUUAGACUGCAGUCAAGGUUGGGAGCUUUUAUACCAAAAAUGUCGACGGCAAUGCAGCUUCCAGAUAUUCAAACCAGACCAGUUUACGACGGGAAAUAUCGAGAUUGGACUCCACAGAUUCGACCGGCUGGCAAACUUACAGCAACAUGCAGAGGAGAAUCAACACAACGAUGCUUUACUGCACCAGAUCCCAGACCACCAUCUCCAGAUGCAGUCAGAAAGUUUCGCAGAUUUUAUUUUCCCGACGCGGGUCAAGCUCGGGUGUUUUAUGGCAAAGCCAACGAUCCUCAUCGGCAAUGGGCAGCUGAAACCACCCAUGGAGUGAAGGUACGAGACUCCGUGACUGCUGGGGAAGUCGUGAUGCCCAGUCGAAAGUCAGUGUUUCAACAAAAACUGUUAGACUGGCGAGAAACAUACCAAAGUCAUGCACUGGCGCCAUUGGGGAAGGUUCCCAUGGGAACUGCUGGGCUACCUAAAACCAUCGACCCUUAUUACUUCACCUUCGGGUUGCCUACAGAACUAGAUAUUGGAGCUGGUGGUUUAAUCAACCCAGACAAGACUUUUAGAAGUGUUCGGGAGGAGGCUAAAGUGGGACAUCCCAUGUAUGUGCUCACCCACAAUGAUUACGACGUUGGGGAGAAAGUCUGUCGCAAUUACCAGCAGCCUAGCUACUGCUCUGACUCCCGCUGAAUCCCCACAGAACAUUUUAAUGAUGGACGCAACGUAAAGAAGACUUUAAAAUGGCUUCAUGAGACACGUCAGGAAAAGGCAACUCCUUUAGUCUCGCUCAGACUUGAUAGGUUCCGGGAGAGAACGCAGCCUCAACUUGGCAAGGUCCACGAUCCGAUAAAGGACACAAUGAACGUACCAGAAGAUCACACCUUUGGGAUUCUGUUCAAACCUGAUGAGUAUGGAGCAGGUGACCUUCUGCACAACAGAGUUCCGAGUGACUUCCUGCGAGGGAAAGAGCGCCAGCGAGCCAUUGUGGCUGCGGUCAGGCAGCACCUUAAGAAGGCCAACUACCAUAACUUUGCGGAUCUCAUGGCAGCGUUCAAGCAUUACGACAAGGAGGGAAAGGGCAAACUGGAUCUUAACGACCUACGUGAAGCGUGUUUCCAGUUCCACCUGCCGGUUGAGCCUGAGUUGUUGGUACAGCUGAUGGACUAUUGCGACACUAACAAAGAUGGCUUCAUCAACUACACCGAGUUCUCAAACUUCCUCAACUGGAAGGACAAAAUGCCAUCAGGUUUAAAGGAGACAGAUUAUUAUGUGAAGAUGGCAUAAAACAAGAUUGACCUGACUUUACAGGUACAAUGUAUCAAAAAAUCGUCACUUUUCUGUUGUUGACCGAUUUAGCUAAGGGGACAGAGCAAAGAAAACGCGUCUGGCAGCACAGAUGAUGAGGACAGCACUCCACGUAGACUGAAAAAGCAGAUUGACAUGGCCAUAGGGGACCAUCGCACCAGCUCAAAUAUGAUAAAUGCUGUCGUAGGAGGUGUCAACACCAAAGGUUAUAGGACUUAUGGUUGCCCGACUAUUAGAGCUGACCUAGCUGCCCCCAGAAUUCGCAGAAUUGACGACCGCACAAACUAUGGUGACCAGUCCGAUGCUUACGGUUUGGUGAAUCCUUCCAUUUACAGCCUGAGGGGUGUGCACGAGAAGGACUUCCUCAUUCCCCGAGAGAAAGAAGAGCUUUUAGCAAUUUUUACCAACAUCGGUGUGAAAAUGACCUUGAAUAUAUUUGACGACCUUUAUGCAAAAGCUGCCUCACAACAUCCCCGAGGUGAAGUCAGCGUGGAGUCCUUUCGAAGCAUACUCGAUGACAUUAUUGCUGAAGAAGUACAGAAAGUCACCCAAAACUAAGUUCAUACAGUCAACUGAAUAUAUUUUUGUUGCACUGCUGCUUUUUUGUUUCAGUUUUUUUAUUUCUUGCUCUUUCCUAUGUAAAAAGUAAAACCAUGAGAGAUCAAGGAAUAGUAUUAAUUGCAUGUAUUCUUUUAUACGUGAACAGUAAUAAAAGGCAGACCCAUUUUUUAGCCUUACCAUACAUGUACUGAAAGCACCAUCAGUAUGAUUUACUGGUACAUUUUGGUAUGUACCAGUAUUUUGGUACAUUUUCUUUUUUAUUUCGUUAUGGCUGUUUUUGAGCAUAUUUAAUGCAUUGGUGAUAUUUUUUUUAUUCCAUCUAUACAUUAUUUACCUAUUAUAUACAUGAAAGGUUUUGCAAUAUUUAAGUAGUAGGAUAAAAAAAGUUUUAUAAUUGUAUCAAUUUUUAAGUAUUUAUUUGAUGUCAGUAUUAUGUUUUACUGUGUGUAGAAUGAAGAAGUUUUCUUAAUGUCAGGAUAAAGGAUUUAAUUUCAUAUGUCAUGUAGCUUUAUCUUACCUUGGAUUUUGAUGUGUUUUUUAAUUGUAUCAGAAAAUGCCCUGACAGUAUUAUACCGGCGAGUAUUGAGAAGUACUAAGAAUACUAUACCAGUCAGUAUAGACGAGUACUUAAAGUAUUAUACCAGAGGGUUUUAAGGAGUUUUAAGAGUACUGUACAGAGGAGUAUUGACAAGUACUUAGAGUAUCAUACCAGACAGUAUUUACCAGAAUAAAGAGUAUUAUACCGGAGAGUACUGACGAGAAUUAAGAGUACCGGCAUAAAGCUGUAUUCAUGGUUACAGUAUUUGUCAUGAUCAGUAUUCAUUUCUGCAAUAAUAGUCUAGAAAAAGGAAAAAGUCUAUGUACACUAUGGGACCUGUGUUAAUAUUCUUGAGCUUUAUUCUGCGUCUAUGUACGUGUCAGUUUUAGAUGGAGUUUUGAAGACAUUGAACAACUUUUCUUUUUUUUUAAUUAUUUUGGCACCUUCCCUUCCAUAUGUAUGAUACUUAAAUCAACUCUCAAUUUUACUAUUCGGAAGGGAGCCACUAUUCAUGUGUAUAAUAAUACCUGUACAUAAACCGAUGAAAUUUAGCUUUUCUGAAGAAUCGAGUGCUCAAGGAAGUAGUGCGGUGCAAUGGUGUAGUACAUGAACAUGUUAAUUACACCAGUGAUACAAGUUAUAUUUAUAUUAGAUGCUGCAUUUUUUUGAAAGAAGAAAAAAAAUAUUUGAGAUUACCCUGCAGCUUCUUUUCACUAGAGAAAAAAUAAGCAAAGUCACAGUAUUCUAAAAGCUUUUGAAUUUGAAAAACAUGAAUUUUUAAAAAGUUGUUUUGUCAGUGUUUAGGACCUAUACUCUUGGGGUGUUAAAGCAGACAUUACAUUCCUUUUAUUCGUUGGUGGUUCUGGGGCGGGGAAUGGUUGUGUGGAGGUCUUGCUGUGCAGAGGUGAUGCUGCAGACAGCUGAAAUAAAGAGCGGCCUG